Molecule: messenger RNA, 1611 nt
Organism: Zingiber officinale
Lineage: Eukaryota; Viridiplantae; Streptophyta; Magnoliopsida; Zingiberales; Zingiberaceae
Product: galactoside 2-alpha-L-fucosyltransferase-like
Exons: 1
Coding region: 1-1611 (536 amino acids)
Biological process (GO): cell wall biogenesis; xyloglucan biosynthetic process
Cellular component (GO): Golgi apparatus; membrane
Molecular function (GO): galactoside 2-alpha-L-fucosyltransferase activity
Source: RefSeq, a predicted model, not a curated record
AUGACGAUCACCUGUUUGAUGCUUCUUCCUCUGCUGCUCCUUGUCACUCAAUCCGCCUUCAACACAUAUUUAGAUCGCCUCCUUCCUCAUGUAAUCAGAGAAAGAAUAGGUAAGAAGUUUACUUCGAUCACUGUGAAGGAGAUAUCAGGGACUUCAUUUUGUUGUCAUCAAUCAUAUUCAUUUGCAGGUUGGAAGGAUGGAUCUUUGACGCCAAGAGAUGACGACGACGACGACAAGCUUCUCGGCGGCCUCCUCUCCGGCGAUUUCGACGAAUCUUCCUGCCUCAGCCGCUACCACGCCGUCUCCUACUGGAAGAACCCCAGCCGCCCUCCGUCACCGCACCUGGCGGCUAAGCUCCGGCGCUACGAAGCUCUGCACAAACGUUGCGGCCCCGGUACCGAGCUCUUCGAGAAGGCCAUUCACCACUUGAACUCCUCCAACCACACCGCCGGCAAACCCACCACGGACUGCAAUUACGUCGUCUGGGUCCCUUCCGACGGCUUAGGCAACCGCAUCAUCGCCCUCGUCUCCACCUUCCUCUACGCCCUACUCAACGACAAGAUCCUCCUCCUCCAUCUCACCGACGACUUCCACGACCUCCUCUGCGAGCCCUUCCCCGGCACCUCGUGGUCCCUACCGCAAGACUUCCCCGUCGGCGACCUCCUAAACAUCUACGCCGACCCUCCUUGGACACUCAGCAAUCCUCAAAACGCUCCCUAUCUCUACCUCCACUUGACGCAUGACCAGAGAUUCUCUGCCCACGGCUUCUUCUGCGAGGACUCUCAGCUACUGCUCCGAAGCUUCCAGUGGCUGCUGCUGAGAUCGAACCAGUACUUCGUCCCUGCUCUGUUUCGGAGCUCUGUUUACGAGAAGGAGCUUAAACUGAUGUUUUCCGAUGCCGAUGUGUUCUACCAUUUGGGGAGGUACCUUCUCCACCCGACCAACUCCGUUUGGGGCUACAUCACAAGGUACUACCAUGCUUAUCUAGCAGAUGCAGAGCAGAUCAUAGGCUUGCAAAUCAGAGUUUUCCCAUCAGCUCCCAUCUCUUCCGACCAAAUGCUGGCGCAACUCCUCAACUGUUCGUGGCAAGAAGGGCUACUUCCAGAGGUUAUGAUAGAGGAGGCCAUGAAUUCUAGUAGAUGGAAGGGAAAUAAGCCAAAAGCAGUGCUUUUGACGACGUUGUACUCCGGAUACUACGAGAGACUAAAGAGCAUGUACAACGAGCACCCGACCGUCGACGGCGAGGUGAUCGCCGUUCAUCAACCGAGCCACGAGGAGAAGCAGCACACGGAGGAGCGGAACCACAACAAGAAGGCUUUGAUGGAGAUGUAUCUGCUGAGUUUUUGCGAUGUGCUGGUCACGAGCGGGUAUUCCACGUUUGGGUACGUGCCGCAGGGGCUCUCCGGACUGAGGGCGUGGAUUCUGGUGAGGCCUGACGGUGGCGGGGAGAGUGUGAGCUGCCGGCGAGCUGUGUCGACGGAGCCGUGUUUUCACGCUCCGAUGGGUUACCAGUGCAUCGGAGAGAAGAAGAGGAAGGAUGGCGAGGAGGAGGCCAUGAGGUGUGUCGGAAAGUGUGAGGACGUCGCCGGAGGUCUUAAGCUUGUGAGUUAG